GGCACUUGCGGUCGGUCUGCAGCAGAGAAAAAAACCGAGCAAAGAAGAGAGUGAGGGAGCCUUGCCUUCUCGAACAGCAAGCGAGGAGGGAGGGAGCGGGAGAGAGACAGGGGAGGGCGACAGCUCUGCACAACAGCAGCAGAGAGAUCGGCAGAGAGACCGGAGAGGAGAGCAGGAGGUUUUGUGGAGUAACCAGGACGCUCAGCGGAGGACGGAGUGCGUUAUUCUCGGGAAUAACCGCCACUGCGCUGAUCUCCAACUCCCUGAUCCCCCGUCAGACAUGUCCUCGUCUGGAAAAGACACCAGCGGCGCCCAGCACGCCAACUAUGUGGGACCUUACCGCCUGGAGAAGACGCUGGGGAAAGGACAGACAGGUCUGGUCAAGCUGGGAGUCCACUGUGUCACAUGCCAGAAAGUGGCCAUAAAGAUUGUGAACCGGGAGAAGCUCAGCGAGUCAGUACUAAUGAAGGUGGAACGAGAGAUUGCCAUCCUGAAGCUGAUCGAGCACCCUCACGUCCUGAAGCUGCACGACGUCUACGAGAACAAGAAGUACCUGUACCUGGUGCUGGAGCACGUGUCUGGCGGGGAGCUGUUUGACUACCUGGUGAAGAAGGGCCGGCUGACGCCGAAAGAGGCCCGCAAGUUCUUCAGACAAAUCAUCUCUGCACUGGACUUCUGCCACAGUCACUCCAUAUGCCACCGCGACCUGAAGCCGGAGAACCUCCUGCUGGAUGAGAAGAACAAUAUCAGGAUAGCGGACUUCGGCAUGGCUUCCCUGCAGGUCGGAGACAGCCUAUUGGAGACCAGCUGUGGAUCUCCACAUUAUGCCUGUCCAGAAGUCAUCAGGGGAGAGAAGUACGAUGGGAGGAGAGCCGACGUGUGGAGCUGUGGAGUGAUUCUCUUCGCCCUGCUUGUGGGGGCCCUGCCGUUCGACGACGACAACCUGAGGAACCUUCUGGAGAAGGUGAAGCUGGGGGUCUUCCACAUGCCCCACUUCAUCCCCCCCGACUGCCAGAACCUUCUGCGGGGCAUGAUCGAGGUGGACGCCACCAAGAGGCUCACCUUAGAGAAGAUCCAGAAACACACGUGGUAUAUCGGCGGCAAGAACGAGCCGGAGCCGGAGCAGCCGGCGCCCCGGAGGGUGGCGAUCCGCAACCUGCCGUCGGCGGACGACGUGGACCCCGACGUCCUGGACAGCAUGCACUCACUGGGCUGCUUCAGGGACAAGAACAAGCUGCUCAAGGACCUGCUCUCCGACGAGGACAACCAGGAGAAGAUGAUCUACUUCCUGCUCCUGGACAGGAAGGAGCGCUACCCGAGCCAGGAGGACCAGAACCUGCCGCCCAGGAACGAGAUCGACCCCCCUAAGAAGCGCGUGGACUCCCCCAUGCUGAACCGGCACGGCAAGCGGCGGCCGGAGAGGAAGAGCAUGGAGGUGCUGAGCGUGACCGACGGGGGGUCCCCGGUGCCCGCCCGGAGGGCCAUCGACAUGACCCAGCACGGACAGAGGUCAAGAUCUAUCAGUGGAGCCUCCUCUGGACUGUCUACCAGCCCACUCAGUAGCCCGCGGGUGACCCCCCACCCCUCCCCCCGGGGCAGCCCCCUCCCCACCCCCAAGGGCACGCCGGUGCACACGCCCAAGGACAGCCCGGCGGGCACGCCCACGCCCACGCCCCCGCCCAGCCCGUCCAUCGGGGGCAUGCCCUGGAGGACGCGCCUCAACUCCAUCAAGAACAGCUUCCUGGGCUCGCCGCGCUUCCACCGCAGGAAGCUACAAGUUCCCACACAAGAGGAGAUGUCCAGCCUCACCCCAGAGUCGUCUCCAGAACUCGCCAAAAAGUCCUGGUUUGGGAACUUCAUCAGCCUGGAGAAGGAGGAGCAGAUCUUCAUCGUCAUCAAAGACAAACCUCUGAGCUCCAUCAAGGCUGACAUCGUACACGCCUUCCUCUCUAUCCCCAGCCUGAGCCACAGCGUCAUCUCCCAGACCAGUUUCCGGGCGGAGUACAAGUCUGCAGCGGGGCCGGCCGUCUUCCAGAAGCCCGUCAAGUUCCAGGUGGACAUCAGCUACACCGAGAGCACCGGGGCCACCAAGGAGAACGGCAUCUACUCCGUCAGCUUCACCCUGCUCUCAGGACCCAGCCGGCGUUUUAAGCGGGUGGUGGAGACGAUUCAGAGCCAGUUGUUAAGCACACACGACCAGCCAGCCGUACAGCAGCUGUGUGGUAUCAUCCAGAAAAGCUACUAAGCCCCUCCUACUUCUCCUCCUCCUGCUGCUGCUGCUGCUCCUCCUUCUCCUCCUGCUGCUGCUCCUCCUUCUCCUCCCUCCCUCUCCUCCCUCCCUCUGCUUCCAACCAAUCGAUGGACAGCUGUGGCCGGUGGGGGCGGGGGCACCCAAACCUUAUGGUUGUCGUAAUAAUUCCCCCGGAACACCUUGGGUGAUGGGGUGGUGGUUACCAUGGAAAUGGACCACUCCCCUCCACUCAGGGCUCCACCUGUCCCCCCCUCCCCCACCCCACCUUACUCCGCUUCUCUGUACCCACAUACACCUUCUAUACUCAGCUUCACACACACACACACACAAACAAGCACACACACACACACAAACAGAUGUUAUAGUUAACCAAAAGGCUUUUCUUGUUUUUCCGAUUGUCUCGGACUAUUCCUCCAUGCCACCGCCCACAUGUCACACAUCUACAGUCUACACACACACACACACACACACACACACACACACACACACACACACACACACACACACACACACACACAC
Molecule: messenger RNA, 2770 nt
Organism: Gadus morhua (Atlantic cod)
Lineage: Eukaryota; Metazoa; Chordata; Actinopteri; Gadiformes; Gadidae
Gene: brsk2a
Product: BR serine/threonine kinase 2a
Exons: 19
Coding region: 281-2245 (654 amino acids)
Biological process (GO): protein phosphorylation; intracellular signal transduction
Cellular component (GO): cytoplasm
Molecular function (GO): protein serine/threonine kinase activity; ATP binding
Source: RefSeq, a predicted model, not a curated record